Molecule: messenger RNA, 1879 nt
Organism: Pistacia vera
Lineage: Eukaryota; Viridiplantae; Streptophyta; Magnoliopsida; Sapindales; Anacardiaceae
Product: UBP1-associated protein 2A-like
Exons: 2
Coding region: 172-1638 (488 amino acids)
Molecular function (GO): RNA binding
Source: RefSeq, a predicted model, not a curated record
GGUACACGAGUAAUCUACAUUUAAACGUUUAAACUAUCUACGUUUUGCUUUUAACUUGGAGCAGCCCUGCAAGUGCAAAUUAAUCUCUCUGAAACUUUUUAGGGUUUGUUUUGUAUCUCAAAAUCAACUCUCUUUUGCUUCUGGGCUUGUUUGAAUUCUCCCGUUUAAUUAAUGGCAAAAAAGCGAAAGUCACAAGAAGAAGAGCCGAACCAUGAACCCAAAACCCUAAAAUCAUCCUCAUCUUCCGACGAAGAAUCAGAGUCAGAAGAAGCCGAUGAAGUAGAAGAACAGAAGGAAUCACCAUCAUCGUCGUCGUCAAUGGCAAAAAAGCGAAAGUCACAAGAAGAAGAGCCGAACCAUGAACCCAAAACCCUAAAAUCAUCCUCAUCUUCCGACGAAGAAUCAGAGUCAGAAGAAGCUGAUGAAGUAGAAGAACAGAAGGAAUCACCAUCAUCGUCGUCGUCGUCAUCAUCAGAGGAAGAAGAAUCAGAAGGAGAAGAAGACGACGAUGACGACGAAGAAGAAGAAGAAGAUGAUGAUGAUGAUGAGCACUCGAAGCUGGAGAACGUAAAGAAACUUUUAGAACCCUUCAGCAAGGACCAGCUUAUCGCGAUUCUCAAAGAAGCCACUCAAUCUAACCCUUCAAUUACCGCCGAAAUCAUCUCCUCCGCCGACUCGGACCCUGUCCACCGCAAGAUCUUCGUCCACGGCCUUGGCUGGGAUGCCACUAACGAAACUCUAAUGGCUGCUCUCAAACUCUUCGGCCCAAUCGAGGAAUGCAAUGUCGUCACAGAUAAAACCACCGGCCGUUCUAAAGGCUACGGCUUUGUCCUUUUCAAGACACGAGCCGCCGCGCGUAAGGCCUUGAAAGAGCCGCAAAAGAAGAUAGGAAACCGAAUGGCCGCCUGCCAGCUGGCGUCCACCGGACCUGUUCAGAAUCAAAACCAGCCGGGUUCUGAGGUGAGUGCUCGGAAGUUGUAUGUGGCGAAUGUGGGACCACAGAUUAGCCCGGAGAAGCUCAGUGCGUUUUUCACGAAAUUUGGGGAGAUUGAGGAUGGGCCAUUGGGGUUUGAUAAAAUGACAGGGAAGUUUAGAGGUUUUGCUAUAAUUGUGUACAAGACAUUGGAGGGAAUAAAGAAGGCUUUGGAGGAACCAGUGAAAAUUUUUGAUGGUGCUAAGUUGUUGUGCUCUAUUGCCGUUGAAGGCCGCAGUGCUAAGAAUAAUAAUAAUGCUUCAUCAGGUCCGACACCUGUGGCUACAGGUGUUAAUGCGGCGAUAAUGCCAGGUUUAACAGUGGGGUUCAAUCCUGGUGCUGUUUUGUUGGGGCAGAAUCCGGCUGCUUUGGGGGUUUUGAACCCUGUUUUGGGUGUUGGAGCAGGCGCAUUUGCUGGUGGGGUUACGCAGCCCUUGAAUAAUGUUGGGAAUGCAGCUGCAACGAUGGGAUUGAAUCCAGGGUUUGGUGUGCAACAGGGUAUUAAUGGUAUGAAUCCAAGUAUGAUGGGUGGUUAUGGUUCUCAGGCUACUUUCCAGGGAUUGGGAGCUUUUCAGAAUUCCCAAGUGGGUCAGCCUUCGGCAUCUGCAAUCGGAACUGCGGCAGCUAGGUCUCAAACUGGAAAUGCACCUUUUGUCGGGCGCUAGGUAACAGUUCAAACUCUGGCCUGUAAGGGUCUGUAAUGUGUAGGACUGUGAUUUUGAUCAAAGAGUCAGAAUAGUAUGUUGCCUCUUUGGUUUUGGGGGUCUUUGCAAAUUGCUCCUGUUUUACUUAAACCUGGAUUUUAGGUGGAUGUAAUGUUCUGACUACCAUGUGUACACUACCUUUUAAACUGAUAACUUUUUAUUACUUCUAUUGAAUUUAGCUUUAAUUUUCUCAAAAGUACAA